AUGUUAAGGGUAAUUCAAAUCUUCUGUGCAACCCUUUGGUGCUUAUGCUCUGCUGGUAUUAUUUUUGGAUUUGCAGCUUUCAAGGUAGUUCUGAUUGAAGAAGGUGUAUACUCAGAAUACUGUAGUGCUUCCCAGAAUAAUAGUUUCCAAGAACCAUGUAUAGAACAAGAUUUAAGAUUGAACUUUAUGUUUGCUGUAAGUGCCGGAAUUACAAAUGUAAUGGCGUUCCCGGUCGGUUAUAUUCUUGACAACUAUGGGCCUCGAGUAUGUGGGAUAAUUGGUAGCCUUUUUUUAACUCUGGCUUCAUCUAUGUUCAUCUGGGCAUCAUCACUUCCUUUGUUCUUUGAUCCAUAUUUGGCAGGCUACAUACUUUUAGCUAUUGGUGGCCCAUUUGUCUUUAUUUCCAGUUUCCAGCUAGCCAAUAGUUUCCCAACAAAAUCCGGAUCAAUAUUAGCAUUAUUAACAGGUGCAUUUGACAGCUCCUCUGCAUUAUUUGUUCUAUAUAGGAUUUGCUACCAAAAAGGAAGCUUGAACCUAUCCCUACACAACUUUUUUAGUCUUUAUCUGUUAGUUCCUACAUUUAUCCUCCUUUGUCAACUUACAAUAAUGCCUCACAGCUCUUAUAAAACUCGAGCAAAUAUGGCAAAACUGUCAAUAGAAGGAUUGAAUGAAAAUGGUGAACUAGCGAGAGAAAACGAUGCUACUAGCAUCUCAGAAGAGAAUGAAACACAAGCAUUGCUGCCACAAGAGACUGGAGACGAGUUUAUUCAGCAUAGUAGUUCAGAAAACCAUCUACACCGUAGAAAAUCAGUGCUGGAAGUUUACAUAGAAGGACAAUUAGAAGAAAAGAGUGGUGGUGUUUUUGGAAUUUUGCAUAAUCUUGAAGCAAAGGACCAAAUUAAGUCACCUUGGUUUUAUCUCAUGCUGGUUUUUUCUGUAAUCUCUAUGUUAAGAAUCAAUUAUUUUAUCGCCACCAUCCGUUCUCAAGAAGAAUAUCUUUUAGGGAAUAUUGAUUUAGCUUUGGAAAUGAAUCAUAUAUUUGAUAUUCUUUUACCAUUGGGUGGUGUAAUUUCAAUUCCAUUUAUAGGUAUGAUUUUGGAUAAAAUGAAAACGUUCAAUGUGUUAGUUCUGAUGUCAGUGACUUCAGUUAUUAUAUCCUUGCUCGGUUUAAUACCAAAUUCAUUCUCACUAAAUUUGAUGGGUAUCUUAUUACUAGUAGUUUACAGACCUUUUUAUUACACUGUGGUUUCUGAUUAUUCCUCAAAGAUAUUUGGUUUUGACACCUUUGGUACCGUUUAUGGAUUACUAAUUUGUAUUUGCGGGUUUUGUAAUUUUGGCCAAAAUUGGUUAGACAAAUGCACUCACAUUGUUUUCAAUAUGAAUCCUAUACCAGUUAAUCUGCUUUUACUUUUUGCGUCGAUUCUAUCUGCAUGUAUUUUAUUGAAAUACAUACAUGUUCAGCUUAUGAGGAAACAAGGACCUCAGCAAUUUUGCGAGAAUUACUGA
Molecule: messenger RNA, 1506 nt
Organism: Kazachstania africana CBS 2517
Lineage: Eukaryota; Fungi; Ascomycota; Saccharomycetes; Saccharomycetales; Saccharomycetaceae
Gene: FMP42
Product: Fmp42p
Exons: 1
Coding region: 1-1506 (501 amino acids)
Cellular component (GO): fungal-type vacuole membrane
Source: RefSeq, a predicted model, not a curated record